Messenger RNA from Carassius gibelio (silver crucian carp), 973 nucleotides. Its product is annotated as relaxin-like. Gene Ontology annotation, cellular component: extracellular region. Gene Ontology annotation, molecular function: hormone activity. The record is from RefSeq and is a predicted model, not a curated record. Bases 71 to 361 code for a protein of 96 amino acids. NCBI's taxonomy places the organism in Eukaryota, Metazoa, Chordata, Actinopteri, Cypriniformes, Cyprinidae. The transcript is spliced from 2 exons.
UUCUGAGGUCAGAAAACAAAAGACUUUCAUAACCUCACCAGAAGACUCUGCUUUUACACUCUUUCCAGCAAUGAAAGCUGUGCUGCUGGUGAUGCUGUUGGUGUUGGCUGCAUGGGCAGAUUCAGCCCAGGCCCAGAAAGCUCUGAGACUCUGUGGCCGUGAGUUUUUUCGGGCGGUCGUCUACACAUGUGGGGGUUCCAGAUGGAGGCGGGGCCAAACAGAGGACCCCAUAAAUGAUUAUAAAAUUGAGCCUGAUGUGGAGUCAGAAAUGGAUCGAGUAAGAAGAGAGGCAUACGAAGCGCUGCCCUCCACGUGCUGUCAAGUGGGAUGUAGAAAAAGUGAUCUUGUUCGCAUGUGCUGAGAAACACUCCUGACUUCAUCAUCUUCUCUGGGAAAAAUGCACUUAAACUUUUUUUUUUUGAGGACCUGAAUUACAUAACUCAAAGUUAAAAUGGCUUUAACAUACUUGAAAAAUGUUGUUUUCCAAGGCAUUCUUCAAAUGCAAAAAAUAAUUUCUUUAAAUGUGGCAACAUUUAAAGAGCACCAAGAUUUAAUCGAAAAGAAAGCUGUCUUUUUUAGAGGUACUUUUAAGGGAAUAGUUCACCCUGAAAUAAGCCUAUAACCUAUUUGGUAUGAACCGAACCUAUACUUUUUUUCCCUAAGUGCAAUCAGAUAUCAGAUCAGGUACUGAAAUAUGUAUUUUUUGAUCAUAUGCAAAUACUAUAUGUGCCCCAAAACAUGUUAUUAUUAUGACACUUUUAUAAGCGGUUAAAUGCUUAUGAAGUUAAAUGGUUUACUAUGUUUUUUAAAAAUGUUGUUAAAAAGGUUAAAAUCUAUAAGCAGGGACAAAUACUGUAUACUGUAUACAGUAAAUACUGUAAUACAUGUAUAGACUAUCCAAUAUUGUAUUUUAUAUCCAAUAUCAGGAGAUACCAACUGUAAAAUUGAGAAUAAAUGCAUUUUGAACAAAACA